GUCAAUUCUUGUGAGCUGCUCCCCCAAGAGGUAUCACCACCAGCCCGGUUAUACUCUCUCUCAUCAUGGCGGAAAAAGCCUAUGUCACCGACACUGGAGUCGAGCACAACGAGAAGAACCCGCCGGAGUACCACGAGUCUGCCGCACGCCCAGCUGACACCAGUGGUCGGCGCGCAUCGGUUGCGCUGAACAUCGUCGAGAAUCCGUUGCGGCGAGACUCGCCGGAAAAGGUUGUCGCAGCUGCUCGAAAGUUUGCUGAGGAAAACGGGUUGCAAGACAAGGCGACUUUGUUUGGCCAAGCAGCCCUCGUUGCACGCGAUCCUACCAGCUUCGCCGCGAUCGACGGACUCGACGAGGAUCAAAUCAAUGCCUUGGCAUACGAGCGCGAUCACAAGUGGCAUGGGCCUGCGAUGCUCUGGUAUUCGAUAUCGCUGUGUGCCAUUGGAGCUGCAACACAAGGCUGGGAUCAAACGGGCUCGAACGGCGCCAACCUGAGCUUCCCACAGGAGUUUGGAAUCGCUCGUGAGGGUAACCAGCGCGAUGAGUGGAUCGUGGGAUUGAUCAACUCCAUCAUCUUCUUGACUGCUGGUCUCAUCGGAGCCUUCAUUGUCGACCCUCUCAACAAGUACUUUGGACGACGAGGCGAGAUCUUCAUCACUGCAUGUUGCUUGACUGCCACCCCUAUCGGCUCCGGGUUUGCGCAGUCAUGGCAAGGACUCUUCGCGGCUCGUUUUGUCAUGGGUAUCGGAAUUGGCGCCAAAAAUGCCACUGUCCCCAUCUAUUCCGCUGAGAUGGCUCCCGCUAGGAUCCGAGGUGCUCUCGUGAUGUUCUGGCAGCUUUGGGUCGUCAUCGGCAUCUUCCUGGGAUUCUGCGCCAACGUUAUUGUCAAGGAUGUUACUGUCGUUUCUGCCUGGAGACUUCAGCUUGGUUCCGCCUUCAUUCCAUCUUUCAUUCUCGGUGUAGGCAUCUUUUUCUGCCCAGAAAGUCCCAGAUGGCUCAUGAAGAAUGGACGCAUGAAAGACGCCUUCACCUCGAUGAGUAGACUACGAGCGCAUCCGAUCAUCGCGGCAAGAGACUUUUACUACUCGGUUGUCAUCUACGAGGAGGAGUGCAAAUUGAGCCAAAACACCACCUACUUCAGCAGACUUUGGGAUUGUUUCUCCAUUCCUCGCAUUCGACGAGCAAACUAUGGAGCUUCCACAGUCAUGAUUGCACAGCAAAUGUGCGGCAUCAACAUCAUCUCCUUCUACAGUUCGACCAUUUUCACCAAUGUCGGAUACACUGCCACUCAAGCACUCUACGCCUCGCUCGGCUACGGUGCGAUUCAAGUCGUCUUCACAAUCCCCACUCUCUUCUUGAUCGACACCAAAGGCCGAAGGACCCUCACACUGAUUACCUUCCCCAUCAUGUGCAUCACCUUACUCGCAGCCGGUCUCUCGCUCCUAGUUCCCGACACGGCAUCCAAAGGAGCGCAAAUCGGACCCGUCGUGCUCUUCGUGUACCUGUUCACGAUCGCAUACUCGUUGGGAGAAGGUCCUGUUGCAUUCCAGUAUUCUGCAGAAGUCUUCCCUACCAUCCAGCGUGAGCAGGGUAUGGCAUGGGCUGUGUGCAUCAACAACACUUUUGCCGGAAUCCUCUCCCUCACAUUCCCCCGAAUGACAACAGUAAUGACCCAAACCGGCGCCUUCGGCUUCUACGCCGCCCUCAAUCUAAUCGCAUGGUUCAUGAUAUUCGCCUUUGUCCGCGAAACCAAACAACUCACACUCGAAGAAAUCGACCAAGUCUUUUCCGUGCCGACCAAAGAAUUUUUGGCCUAUGAAACCAAAACCUGGCUGCCAUAUUUCGUUAAAAGGCAUAUUUUGAGAAGAAGGAUUGAAAAACCACCGCCGAUUAUUGAGAAGGCGGAUCGGUUUAGUGAUGAGGAGGAACGCGUGGCUGCGGGUCAGGAUGUGAGGAAUCGGUUGAGUUAUGCACCUGCUGGUGGGAUUUAAAAGGGAGAGUUACUUGUAGCUGUACUUGUACCUGUACCUUACCUAGCGACUAUCAACUUUACGACGGUUGUUUUGUCAUGGGAAGGAAAAGAGGUAGAGGUAGUAAGCUGUGCAGUUGUGUGUAUAUAAAUGAGGAUCAUGAAUCUCGGUUCUUUCAUACCUGGUACCUUUUAUUCUUUUUGCAGGAGAAAAGCGGCUGCUACUACACGUAGAAGGUAGCUGAGCCUGGAGGUGAUGAGAAGUUACCUAGAAGAUACCCCCUAGCCUUUGAAAUGAUCUAAUUUGUCGGAGGUACAUCAAUGAUCACACAAAGUCACACACACCAACUCCAAUUCGAACGAUUUUC
Sphaerulina musiva SO2202 is the source of this 2337-nucleotide messenger RNA. Its product is annotated as Sugar_tr-domain-containing protein. The record is from RefSeq and is a predicted model, not a curated record. Gene Ontology annotation, cellular component: membrane. Gene Ontology annotation, molecular function: myo-inositol:proton symporter activity. NCBI's taxonomy places the organism in Eukaryota, Fungi, Ascomycota, Dothideomycetes, Mycosphaerellales, Mycosphaerellaceae. Bases 66 to 1991 code for a protein of 641 amino acids. The transcript is spliced from 7 exons. Gene Ontology annotation, biological process: transmembrane transport.